AUGGCUGGUACUGAGAGUUCAGAGAAACAAAUUUUCAAGCUGAAACUUCUUGUGGACAAGGAGAAGAAGAAGGUUGUCUUGGCCAAGGCUGGUAAGGAUUUUGUCGAUGUACUCUUUAGUUUUCUGUUGAUGCCAAUGGAGACCAUUGUGAGAUUGCUUGAGAAUCAAAAGUCUCAAACUCGUACUACAAUAGGUUGUUUCAACAAUCUCUACAAAGGUGUUGUUGAUGUGGGAAAAGAUUAUUUCUUGACUGAGGCUUGUAAGCAGAUACUUUUGUAUCCAAGGUAUGCGAAAAAGAGGCAAUGCAGACGGCUUAAGCUUAACAUAGAUGAUACCGAGGGCCUCAAGUACUAUAGGUGCCCAAAUUUGGGAAUAUCUCAGUCAUGCUCCGAGGCUUAUAGUAACUUUUGCUCCUUGAGAUGUUCUUGUGGCGAGAUGAUGGCGGAAGAGAUUAAAGUAGUUGCGGGUGGUUCUGAUGAAAUAUUUGUUAGCCAGAAGACCUCAUUCAUGGUUACUGGAAAUAUGGAAGUGGAAUUUGCUUCCAUUGUUUUCACUAUGAAGACACUUAGAGGACUUGGUUACAAAAAUCUUGACAAUAUAGAGGAGAUGUUUGUAGAUGGCCGCAAAGAGUUAUUGUGGAUAAGAUCUGGGAGUAAUAUUGAACUUGGACGCAUUGACGACUUUUGUAAAAGCAUGAAAAGCUUGCGCUCUAGUGGAGGAACAAAUGCAUUGACUUGCACACAUAUCCUUCCUUGGAAAUAUAGGCUCCGGGCACCACUUCUUGAUGUAUGUUGCACGAGUGAUUUCAAUGCAUGGUUAGUGACAAUAAACUCUCGUCCCUAUGAUUUGAAACUGAUGUAUCCAAACUAUGAUGGAAGUUCCAAAUCAACAACUCAUUGUAGCAAUGGGCUUGUAAGGAGAGAUACAACAUACAUAAUUUCAGAUGAUCUUACUAUCACAUCUACGAAAUUAUCUUCAACGUUUUGCAUAAUGAAGAAGUGGGGCGUAGACUUGGAUGAUAUUGAGGUGCAAGUAAUCAAUAUUAGCAAAGCAGAGCUUACUGCUUCCUUAAUGACAUCCACCGCCUUGACCACGGCUUUAGGGAGCUUACUCCCAAAGAAGCCGAAAGAAGAGAAACUAUGA
This is a messenger RNA of Arabis nemorensis, 1143 nucleotides long. The record is from the annotation of a GenBank genome assembly. NCBI's taxonomy places the organism in Eukaryota, Viridiplantae, Streptophyta, Magnoliopsida, Brassicales, Brassicaceae.